AUGGAAAACAUGGAGAAUAAAGAGGAGGCGCGAAGGGAGGGCGAAACGCCACUCAAGCACGGCUGCCAGGAUCUGUGGACAUGGAAUCGGCGCGAUAGGUCGCCAGAAGUGUGGCUGAGCGGCCCGGGAAAUCGAGUGGUGCACUUCCAUCCCAACUGGAGCAAGGGAACGGCGGGCAUCAGGGGAACGAGAAUCCUCAACAAUGGACGCUACUAUUGGGAGCUGAAGCUCUCCCAAAGGGUCUUCGGCACGAGCAUGAUGUUCGGGAUUGGGACAAAACAUGCGCGCCUGCACGUGAAUAGCUUCAUAAAUCUCCUGGGCGAGGACAAGAACGGAUGGGGAUUAUCGCACAAAGGACUUCUCUGGCACAACGGCGUCGCCUUGCACUACACCAAGAAGUUCAAGGAGAAUCAGAGCACGACUGUGGGUCUGCUGUUCGACGGAAUCGCCGGGACAUUGACGUAUUACAAGGACGGAGGAUGUCUUGGAGUGGCCUUCCGAGGUCUCAACGAGGUGAAUGAGCCUCUGUACCCGAUUGUGUGCUCCACGGCGGCCAAAACGGAGAUGUUUCUGUCUGAGUGUCGUCGCGACUUCGUGAAUCUGCAGGAUCGCUGCCGUGCUGCCAUCGUGAAGAGGGUGAAGAAGCGCGACGACAUCCCCCAGCUGAAUCUACCACCGCGAAUAGCCAAAUAUCUCGAAGAGAAUCUCUGCGAUUCCACGGCUCCCCUCAUGCCUGUCGACAACUUCGACAUGUACAUGAUUUAAGGACAUUCCAACACAACACUUUUUGCGAAUAAUUGCAUAAACUAACCAAAAUUAUUUAGCAUAAACAUAUUUUCUAGUCACUUGAUAAUAAUAUGAAAAGAAAGAAAUCCAUGAACAAAACUUAACCAUAAGAGAAUCUUAAUAAUUUUUACAAUAUUUAGAUAAAGUAAAAGGACAAAGGAAGAAAUAAUCUGUGGUAACAAUGGAAAAACCGCUGCACAAAAGACAAGAAACGAAACAGUCACACUCUGGCUUUGGUGUUUGUUUUCUCUCCCCUGUGUUUUUUCUAAGAAAUCGUAUAAAGACAAGAAAUUGUGAAAUAUUUUCGUAAUCAAUGUCUAGUCAUUUUUUUUGGGUAAAUCGUAGAAAUAGUAAUCUUGUAGUGUUUAAUGACUUAAGAAUAUUUUAGAAUGAUAUUCCCGUGGAGUUCUAGGAGUGCCAUAAAUGUAUAAUUCUUCUAGUCAUAAAGCCAUAAUGUUAAGUUUCAUUCCUUAUUUUUUAUUUUCCAUUUCUAUUUUGUCAUUUCAGUUCUAUAUAAAAGGGAAAAUUGUAAUGAUGUUAAAUUUAUUGAGUUCACAGAAUAGUGUAGUAGAUGAUCUCUGUGAAUAGUUUUAUAAUAUAAAAUCCUAUCUAGUCCAAUUGUUUGCCGAGGAUAUUUUGGGAAGGAAUUUUCAAAUUCCGUAGAUUAUUUGUAAAAUAAUUCGUGAAAGAGAAUCAAAAGAAAAUAGAGAUGUCUAGAGAAUGUUCAACUCACCCUUCCCGGAAGUGUCCUCGUAAAUGGUAGUGCAAGGUAUUUUGUUAGGUGUCUCCUUUUUGGACGUAUUACAUUUAAGUGCAAUAUAAUCGACACAUCCCACACAAUACCAUACACAGCACUGUCUCUUGAAUCUUCAGAACGAAAGCCCCCAAACAGUAAAGUCAUCCAGUCAAAUGUACGAUUCCAAAAGGGAUUUCAUGGUGAAAUUAAUAAAAGACAACUUACGUAGUACUUUUGAGAAAAGA
Phlebotomus argentipes is the source of this 1767-nucleotide messenger RNA. RefSeq names its product SPRY domain-containing SOCS box protein 3 (gene SP555). Gene Ontology annotation, biological process: intracellular signal transduction; proteasome-mediated ubiquitin-dependent protein catabolic process. The record is from RefSeq and is a predicted model, not a curated record. Gene Ontology annotation, cellular component: SCF ubiquitin ligase complex. Lineage: Eukaryota; Metazoa; Arthropoda; Insecta; Diptera; Psychodidae. Gene Ontology annotation, molecular function: protein binding. The transcript is spliced from 3 exons. The coding region runs from base 1 to 765 and encodes 254 amino acids.